CGGGCGGCUCGCCUGUUUAUUAUUGUGCCGUUUUACCGUGAAAAGCCAUGCAAAUAAACGGCCAGAAGGUCUGCCUCGCCUUUCGGAGGCACUAUGGCACCAGCCUGGCGAAGAAUUGCGCGUCCGCGAGCAGUGUUAGGCAGCACUUCUUGGAUUUCUUCCUCAGCAGCAACCACAAGUUCGUGCGGUCAAGUCCGGUGGUUCCCUUCUGUGAUCCCACGCUGGCCUUCGUAAACGCCGGCAUGAACCAGUUCAAAGGCGUGCUGCUGGGACGCGAGACUCCGCUGCACAGACGCGUGGUCAACAGCCAGAAGUGCGUGCGUGUCGGCGGGAAGCACAACGAUUUGAAUGUGGUGGGAACGGACGGGUAUCACCACACAUUCUUCGAGAUGCUGGGCAACUGGUCGUUCGGGGACUACUUCAAGGAGGAGGCCUGCCGCCUGGCAUGGUCACUCAUUACAGGGCCGCUGCAGAUCAACCCGCAGAGACUUUACGUGACAUACUUUGGGGGAAAUGAGAGACUAGGAUUGCCUGCCGAUGCGGAGUGCAUUGAGAUCUGGCGCAGUAUCGGACUGCCUCAGGAGAGAAUUUUGCCCUUUGGCAUGGAGGAGAACUUUUGGGAAAUGGGACAAACGGGUCCCUGCGGCCCCUGCUCUGAGAUCCACAUCGAUCACACGCUCCAGACCGGCAACAGAGCCUUGUCCGUGAACAUGGGCCUGGCAGACCUCACGGAGCUGUGGAACAUCGUCUUCAUUCAGUACAACAGAGAGGAAGAUGGCACGGUUUCUACGCUUCCCGAGCGUCAUGUAGACACAGGAAUGGGAUUCGAGCGUCUGGUGGCCAUUCAGCAGGGCUCCAGGAGCAACUACGACACGGAUCUUUUCACACCGCUUUUUGAUUCCGUGCAAAAGGUCGCCAAGUGCGAACCCUACGGAGGUGCUUUCUCAGCCACUGCCGCCACUUAUCAGCUAGACACUGCCUACCGGAUAAUCGCUGACCACUCCCGGAUGAUCCUCGCCUGCCUGGCCGACGGCAUGAUCCCGGAUCAGAACCACAAACUGCGGAGAAUCCUACGAAGAGCCUUGCUGAUCUCCGAGCGCUCCUUCUGCCAGAAGCGCCUCCUGUACGAAAUAAUCCCACGCGUGGCUGAAGUCUUGGGUGACACUUAUCCGGAAAUGCAGUCGCGCCUGCCAGACGUGCUGCAGAUUGUGCGUCACGAGGGCGAAGUGUUCGACAAUCUGCGACAAGCCAGUAGCGAGGAGGUGAAGAAGCUCAUUAAGGAUUUUCCACACCUCGAGGAGCUCGAUGUGUUGGAUUCUCCAGGCUUCGUGCUGGCCUUCGAGGAGCUCCAAAGGCACAAGAUGCACUUCAAAGUGGAGUCCAGCGGCCUUCCGAUCAUUCCCAGUGAUUUACUGUUCAAGUUUUACGACACAUAUGGAUUGGAUCGAGACACGCUUGAGCAUCUGGCAUGUCUCGAGAAGCUCCACAUGGACUUGGCGGCGUUCGAGGAGCACCUGAGAGUGGCCAAGCGGAAAUCGAUGGUGACCAGGAGGAAUGCCAUGAAGUUGCCUGGCCAGGAGAUUGUGAAACUGCCAGAAACCGACACUGAGCCUAAAUAUCAAUACUCAUAUGAUCAGGAGGCGCAUACAUAUCGCGUCCCACCUGUACAGGCGAAGAUCCUGGCCAUUGUGGUGGAUCGGGAGGCUGUUCAGAGAGCGGAGGAUCUGCCUGAAGGAGAUUCCGUGACAGUUGUCUUGGACAGGAGUAAUUUCUACCACGAAAGUGGCGGUCAAGAAGCAGAUUUCGGUGUGAUUGUGUUGGCCAGUGGCGUAGAGAUGCCCGUCAAGGGCGUGGAGAAUCUCCAGAACCGCCUGCUGCACACUGUGUCCUGGAAAGAGGGAGCCAAGCUCUCACUGGGCGAGUCUGUGACUCUCACCGUCAACUCUGAAGCUCGCUCUGGAAACAUUCUUCACCACACUUCCACUCAUUUGCUGAAUGCGGCCGUUCGGAGGAUCACUGAAGGUGUGGUUUAUCAGAGAUCCAGCUCCGUCACGAGUACUGGGAUGAAGAUGGAGUUUGGUGUGUACGGACAGAAAAAACUAGACGUGGAGAAUCUGGAGAGAGUUCAAGAAGUUGUGCGGAGCGCCAUUGCGAAGGCGAUUCCGCUGAACAUUACGACAAUCGACUCACAGGAGCUUCUGCGGCGCAAUCAGGAGAUCACGAUGGUGCCUGGAGAGGUGUAUCCGGAUCGAGGACUGAGACUUGUGGAGAUUUUGCAUGAGGGCGGUGAUCUCCAGUCACGAGAGCUCUGCUGCGGAACUCACGCACGAAAUACGCGGGAACUAGAGGACUUCUGUCUGACCAGCGUGAAAUCCGUGGGCAGGGCGUCGUAUAUGGUGUCAGCAGUGGCGGGAAAGGCGGCGAUCAGGGCGCAAGAGAUGGGAAGACAGAUGACUGAGGACGUGCAGGGCAUCAAGAGGGAUCUGGAGACGGGAAAGCAGCAAAUCGAGCAUCUGGAGGCUCGUGUGCAUCGCCUCAAGAAUGUCCUGCAGCACGGUUUCCAGGAGAAUCUCAUAAUCCCGCACACAGUCAAGGUGUCGUCGCUGGACAUCCUGAAUGGCAUCGCCAAGCAGAUUCGCAGUGUCACGCGCGAGACUCUAAAGGAGUUCAUUGAGAUCGAGAUGAAGAACGUACUGGAGGACAAUCCGUCGGAUCAGAGUCCAUUUAUCGUGCACUUCCUCUCCAGUGCGUCGCUGAUGGAGAGUGUCUCUCUGCAGAAGGCCACGAGACUGUGCCCAGAUCGCCCGAUUCUGGUCAUUUCCCUCACUGGUGGUGAGAUCAAAGCCCGCUGUUGUGUACCUGAGAAGUGCGUCACGAAAGAAUUCACCGCUGACCUGUGGCUGCAGGAAGUGAGCAGAGUGUUCAAGUCGUCGUGCGCCGCGCCCAAAGGUCAGGAUGGCAACUUCGUGUGCAACAUGAAGGCCAAGAAGAUCAAGCUAUCGGCUGUGGAUUCCCAAUUGGAAACAGCUCUCACCUUCGCCAGAGACUACGCUUCCAGACUCAUGCCGCGCUGACCAACAAAGUCCACCAU
Molecule: messenger RNA, 3091 nt
Organism: Phlebotomus argentipes
Lineage: Eukaryota; Metazoa; Arthropoda; Insecta; Diptera; Psychodidae
Gene: AlaRS-m
Product: alanine--tRNA ligase, mitochondrial
Exons: 5
Coding region: 48-3074 (1008 amino acids)
Biological process (GO): tRNA modification; alanyl-tRNA aminoacylation
Cellular component (GO): cytoplasm; mitochondrion
Molecular function (GO): amino acid binding; ATP binding; alanine-tRNA ligase activity
Source: RefSeq, a predicted model, not a curated record